UUUAACUAAAAUGGAAGGGCGAGAUUUGUAGUGGACGUCUAUUAGAAGAGUUACGGCAGUCGCCCCAUACCUCACAUCCGUCCUCUGACUUUCCCGGAAGAAAAUCAAAAUAAAGCCUUUGUGAUGCCUCACCUGGCUGCAGGAUCAGACUGAGGAACCUGUGAACUCACCUCCACCUGUCUCUGCGGGAUGUCUUUCCCCUCCUCGCCCUCGCUCGGCCCGCAGGUCGCUGCCAUCAUGGACGUGUUGGCCAAAGCCGCCGUGGCUGAAAUCACGAAGCUGCUGGAGGACGGGACCGUGGUGCUGCGCCUGGAGAUGUGUCGGAAGGACGCGGAGAUCCAGGAGCUGAGGAGAAGUUUGAAGAUGAUGGAGGAUGAACUCUGCAAAGCCACGACCCGAGACCCCGAGGACGGACCGGAGCGAGCGGCCGAGGAGGGUCAGGUGCGUCAGAAAGACGAAGAAGAAGACCAGGAAAUUCACGCCGCGUGUCUCGAACCAAAGACCGCUGAUUCACUCUGCGAGCCUCAACGCGGCGCAGAGGAGAGCUGCGACAUGAGGCCGGUGGUGAAACACGAGCCAGCAGAUGAACUUGCCACCCAGGAAACGACAGACAAGACUGCAACUGCAGAAGUUUGCUUCGAGACAGAGGAACGAGGUGAGCCGCUCUGGCCUCCUCCUGCUUGUGCUAUGUUUGAAAAAGGCUCGGUUGCAAUGCAGCAGCACAUGCAGAUUCUCUCCCCUCGCACUGAGCAAUACGUUGCUCAUAGAAAUCCAGAAAGUUCCUAUAAUUCUCUGUCGACCAACGCAGAGGAAAUCCCACAGGAUUCCUUAAGCGUCCCGAUAAAAGUAGAGGCAAAUGUUCAACCUAUGUGCAUGGGAAGUAGCACUGCAGGUGAUGAACAGUUCACACAUGCUUCAGUCAGUCAGGACCAGUGCUUGCAGUCUGCUUUGCGGCAGGACGGGCCAUCGCUAGCCCCACCUCAUGCACAGAGGUCUACGUUAGGACCAAACGUCCUCGGUCGAGACAACCUGAGAGCAAAAAGGCUGAUAAACGUGUGGAGGACAAAUCAGAAACUGUUCAUCUGCUCGCUCUGUAACAAGGGUUUCCCCCGUUUGUCUCAGCUCGAAGAGCACAAGGUAACCCACCAACCCUUCAAACCGUUCAGGUGCCUCGAAUGCGGGAAGUCUUUCACCCAGAAGACUCGGCUCAAGACGCACCAAAGCGUGCACACGGGCGAGAGGCCGUUCAGCUGCAAGAUCUGCGGCAAGAUGUUCUCGAGGCAGGACAACUGCCUGAGACACGAGCGGUUCCACAGCGGGCUGAAGCCGUACAGCUGUGGGCAGUGUGGUAAAAGCUUCACUGUGCUGGGAAACCUCAAAAUACAUCAAGAGAUUCACCUGCAGGGAAGACUUCGGUGUUGCGCCACUUUCCUGCCGUCCAACUUUAAAGCGUGCUCUGUCACUUUGCGGGGGUUUGAAAUGUUAAACAGCGUCGCUCUGCGGGCUCAGGUCGCCUCCAUCAUCGACGCCUUAUCCAAAGCAGCCGUGGCUGAAAUCGCCAAAGUUGUGGAGGAUGGCAUGGUGGUGCUGCGCCUGGAGAUCUGUCAGCGGGACAACGAGAUCAAGAAGCUGAAGAGCAACGUGGAGGUCCUGCACAACGAGCUGAGAUCAGCCCAGGAGAGAGUGACCCUGCGACCGGACAACCAGGGCAGAGAUGACAGUCAGAGUCAGAGUGACGUUGGUGAUGAGCAGGCACACGCUGAUAAGGACCAGAACAGCCUGUCCGUACCUGAGGUGCAGGUGAAAUGUGAACCCGUGGAAGAAGUAAGCGAAGAGGCCAGAGGACAACCUGAGCAGCUGGCCUUGUACGAAACGGACAGCGCUCAGUGGAGGCCCGCAACGCAAGCGCAGACACCACGCAACGAGUCAGAUUAUUUAAAUUUAGGGCAGAACUCCAUGUUGUGUCUUCCUGAAUCUUCUCUGGACGCCGGACUGUCCACGCCCUGUAGCAGCUCCGGCGGGUUUCAGCACAGCCCGUUCAGCCGCGGGCUGCUGGGUUACAGUCCGUACCGUAACUUGUACAACGCCGUGCGCAGGAGGACGGUGAAGAGGUUGAUGUUCAAGAAGGGCUUCUUCUGUCCUUAUUGCGGUAAAUAUUUCGAGCGUGCCGGGCACCUCGAGAGGCACAAGAGGAUUCACACAGGUGAGAAACCGUAUCGCUGCGAGAUCUGUGGGAGACGUUUUAAUCAGAAAUGCAGCCUGAAGGAGCACAUGAAGAUUCACAGAAGAUGUAUUCAGCCGAGACCCGUCGAGAUCCAAGCGUGCGAACAGAAGCAGAUUCCCGAGGUGAAUCCAUGCACGGAUACUCAUCGCCCGGAGGAAGAGAGCCAGAUGAAGGUGGAAGAUGGCCUACCUAAGAAUGAGGACAUCCUCCCGACACCCGUCCACGUAAAAUCUGAGCCUGCGGAGGAGAAUAUAGCACAACCGCUGUUCCACAGAGGAAGCGAGCAGACAAUGGACAGAGUAGAUGACCUCAGCGAGAACUUCACAACGUUUGAGAGAGACAGCCAGCAGUGGAUAUCCAGAAUACAAGGACAAAACAACACGGAGAUCGGCAGCGCAGAGUAUCUCGGCGGCUCAGCGCAGAGUAUGACGUCCUUCCCGGGGAUAGCUCAGCUGCUCCCGCCGCCAGUCGAGGCUUCUUGCAGCACAUUUUCCUUUCCAGGGAAACCAUACGGGGAACUCAAAAACAGCAUGCCCCAAACACCCUACGGAUCCUCAGACACGCUGAUGGUAUCGAGCGAAGCAGGGUUGCACGGUAUGACGGGAGCCACGCUGAAUCACCACCAACAGAGAGCGAGCAGGUCUUUUCAGGUGAUCAAACCAAAGAAGUGCUUCGUCUGCUCGUACUGUGGCAAAGUCUUCGAGCGUGCCGGCCACCUUGAAAGACAUUUACGGAUCCAUACCGGGGAGAAGCCGUACGGCUGCCAUAUCUGUGGGAGGUGCUUCAAUCAGAAGAGCAGCCUCAAGGGCCACAUGAAGACGCACAGAAACGGGGAGAACGCUGACGUUCUGGAGGCCCAUCACCUGAUGUUUACAAUGCCAGAUAAUCAACCAUCGAAGAACCUGGCAGAACCCAAAACUGGACUGGCAGCUUUAGAAGAAGAGCUGGUCAGCCAGCCAGGUGGCGUGCAAACAUUGAUGGUAAAACUGGAGCCGAACGGGGAAGAUUUUCAGACUCUUAGUCAGGCUGGGACUGAUAACGGCACAGGAGCACCAGACCAAAGUCAGCUGUGGACAUCGGCUGUAGAGAAGUGCGGCGAUGCCACUGAACAAAACGUCUGUGUACUUCUACAUGAUGUGAAGUACCACCUCAGCUCUGCUGAUGGAGCGGCCAACGAGCAGCCGGGAUACACCUCACCAAACAAAGAUCUGCCUUUUCUAGACCACAAAGAAAAGGAGGAACUGAUGCACGGUGAUCAGUAUUCACUGAUGGGGAUGCAAGCAAGAAGCUCUGAUAUUGCACCUGAGCUGCAAGAUCAACAUAUCACACAGGAGGUGACUUUGACUGAAUACAAUGCAGUGAGUGACAGGACUCACGAGGGAGGUGUGUUUGAAUUUAAUAUGACCGCUUCAGGCAACCACGAAGUCAACUGUGUCGUGGACGCCACCGGGCAGAACUGCUUUAUAUGCUCGACUUGCGGCCAAAGCUUUUAUAGUUUCAGUUUUUUUCAGAGGCACCAGUGUAAAAGUUUCACAGAGCAAUCCUUCAGCUGUGAGAUAUGUGGUAAGAUGUUCAGUCAGAUGAGCAUCUUGAAGUUGCACCUUAAACUGCAUGUAAGAAUCAGCAUGGCGACGUGCAUUCCCUUCCAGACCCAGUUAUCCUCAAUAAUGGAGGUUUUGGUCAAAGCAGCUGUGACAGAGAUCUCCAAACUGGUCGAUGACAAAUGUGCGUUUUUGCACCUGGAGAUCUCCAGAAAGCAAAGCGAGAACGAGAUGCUGAAGAGGAAAUUAGUCAUGAUGGAGAGCAAGAGCGCGCAGCUGCAGCGCGGCUUCGAAAACUACAUGGACAGAGGAACUGAUGUGGGGACCAACUGUACGCACCCAACAGGAGAUAUUAAGUUUCCUGAUAUUGAAGACGCCACUGUUUCAUUCACAAUUAAAGAAGAAAGUCCAGAUGAGACACUGUGGAUCAGUGAUUCUGCCGGGCCGAUUGGCUCUGCUUUGCAGUACCCUAAUCCAGCUAAUGCCCCAGAGAGCCAGCAGCUCGAAGAGAACCGUCAAUUAAACCAUUCGGAUGUCGGCGUCCAAAAAACCUCAGAGUUUGGUGACUUGUACAACUCCGGUCAGCUCGCAGGAGACAUCAGCGGACUUCAGUUCACCGUCAAGAUGGAGAAGGAGGAGAACCGAUCCGGAUUCAGUCAGGACAGAUGCCAGCACAGCGCAGGGAAGCAGACGCAACUCGCUGCCGACUUUUCCAUGGAUGAACGAGAGAAUCAGCUCUGGUCGUCCAUCAUUGAAGGUGAUGAGAUCGAUGCUGGUUUUCCGGACUUUUCUAGUGUGGUAGAGGAGUACUCAAACACAUUCCCGGAACAUUCUGAUGCCCACGUGGUUUCUAACGCUACCAAGUCGGCGAGUGUCCAGCAGAUGUCCUCUCAGAGGCCGUGUAAUGGGAUGUACAACAGUGAGUAUCCGAAGGACGUCGCACAGUCGUCCAAUUUUCAACCCAGACCUCAGGGUACGCAGCAAGACAGGCAGAAGGAACAAAUGUACUCACAGAGGAACCCCUCGCAUGCUGCACAUCUAAGGCAGCCAGACGAACACCCAGAGAGGGAGACUGCAGCUGGAGAUAGACCAGUCGUAACUCCCUCCCACAACACUUUCACAUCAGGCAAUUUCCCGUCUCACACCCCGCACAAACCCCUCUCCGGCAUGGCGCGGGGCUACGUCUGCUCGCAGUGCGGCAAGGCGUUCGGCCGCCUGCACCAGUUCAAGCUGCACCAGCAAAGCCACAAGAGAAAGCGUGCGUUCUGGUGCACGGUGUGCGGGAAGAACUUCCAGUGUUCGUCCCACCUCAGCAUACACCACCGGACGCACACGGGCGAGAAGCCGUACGGUUGCGGACAGUGCGGGAAGAGGUUCACGCAGCAGAGCAGUCUGAGGGUCCACCAGCGCACGCACAGCGGGGAGCGGCCCUACAGCUGCACGCUGUGCGGGAAGACCUUCAUCCUCAUGCACCACUUGAAGCGGCACAGAAUCAUUCACACAGCUGAGGGGCGAGACGUCUGAAGGGACGUCGCUCAGGUGGAAAGACACGAAUCACCCUCGAAAAAAAAACCAAAUCAGAAAGCCAGCGAGUGAGCGGCAGCUUUUGUUGGUUGGGAUUAGUAGCCUUGCGCUCACAGACUUUGUAUAUUAAUGCAUAUUUUACUAUGCAAAAUCCAAUUUUAAGAUGUUUGCUUCUUUCUUUUUUUUAAAUACCUGUCUUUAAUUAUUAAAAUUAAGAACUGAAUUGCAACAAAAUUCACACAGGUCAGUGUUUUUAAGACACCUCCAAAGCUAGAAAUCCAAAUCUAAAAUGUGGAAACGUUACAAAAACAUCCUGCAGAUCUCCCUCUCACAGUUACCUGUAUACUUCUCCUCGCUCAGUUUCUUUCAGCUUCUCAUGUAGAAAUAUGCCUUACUUUCAUGUCAGCACUGAAACUGUAGAAGCACAAGACGCUCAUCAUCCCCUUUACGGUCACAGGAGGGCUUUCCGUUCAGAGCAAGCGAAGCAGCUCUCAGGUUUUAUGUUUUGAUGUCAACAUUGGUUAAAAAAACAACAAAAAAAAACAACAAAAAAAACUGCCUGAUUAUUGUUCCGAGUUGAAAUUUUCCAUAAAAUGUACCCCCCCCCCUCAAAAUCUUUUGCCGCUUGUUUUAUGAUUUAGAUUAAAGGAACGUUCAAA
This is a messenger RNA of Larimichthys crocea (large yellow croaker), 5948 nucleotides long. RefSeq lists its product as uncharacterized. NCBI's taxonomy places the organism in Eukaryota, Metazoa, Chordata, Actinopteri, Sciaenidae. Gene Ontology annotation, biological process: regulation of gene expression. The coding region runs from base 190 to 5289 and encodes 1699 amino acids. Gene Ontology annotation, cellular component: nucleus. The record is from RefSeq and is a predicted model, not a curated record. The transcript is spliced from 10 exons.